This is a messenger RNA of Eptesicus fuscus (big brown bat), 1029 nucleotides long. Its product is annotated as hepatitis A virus cellular receptor 1 homolog. The transcript has 10 exons. Gene Ontology annotation, molecular function: virus receptor activity; phosphatidylserine binding. NCBI's taxonomy places the organism in Eukaryota, Metazoa, Chordata, Mammalia, Chiroptera, Vespertilionidae. The record is from RefSeq and is a predicted model, not a curated record. Gene Ontology annotation, biological process: phagocytosis, engulfment; positive regulation of mast cell activation. The coding region runs from base 1 to 1029 and encodes 342 amino acids. Gene Ontology annotation, cellular component: cell surface.
AUGACCUACCCAGUACUCAGACUUGUUACUCCCUUACCUCUGCAUUCCAGCCAACAGGCUGAUACCAUCAUGCUUCCUUGGGUAGCCUUCCCAAGCCUCAUACUGCUUUGGGCAGAUGUUGUCAUUUCUCAGACACGAGUGACUGGAGUGGUGGGACAAACUGUCACGCUACCCUGUAGCUACUCUACAGCUGGUGAAAUCGCACCUAUGUGCUGGGGCCGAGGGUCAUGCUCUUUAUUCAAAUGCUCAAAUGAACUUGUGUGGACUGAUGGCUAUCAUGUCACCUUUGAGAAGGACAAGCGUUAUAGUAUACGUGGAGUCAUUUCCAGAGGGGAUUUGUCUUUAACCAUACAGAAUGCAGCCCUGUCUGACACUGGCACCUAUUGUUGCCGUAUUGAGUUCAGAGGGUGGUUUAAUGAUUAUAAAAAUAAUAUAUAUUUGGAGAUAAAGCCAGCUCCAGCCACUGCUCCACCACCACCUAAGGUCCUCACUUCUGUUCCUACAACUCCAGCGACCACGAAGAACCUCAAGACAGCUCCACCUAAGGUCACCAGUGUUCCAACACCAUCUAAGGUAUUCACGUCUGCUCCUACAACUCCAGCGACCACACUGAACCUUCAGACAGAAACCACUUCAUCUUCUCCAGUGCAGACAACAGAAACCCAGCCUCCCACACCACAGGAAACAAGUACGACCAGCUCAUCAUUGAACUCUUCUUGCCCAACAGAUGGGAAUAGCACUGUGACCCAGCCUUCAGAUUGCGGUUGGCAAUACAAUGAAACCCACACAAUCUUGAAACAAAAUACACAGAGGAACACCUGUAAGUUGUACAUUGGACUCUCCAUUGCUGCCAUGACAUUGCUCACCAUUUUGGCUGCCAUACUUACCAAAAAAUAUUUAUGUGGGAAAAGAAAGGUGUUGCAAAUAAGCAAAGAACCUGUGACCAGAACGUCGCAAAAUGGAAUUGCAGUGCACUACCAAGCACAGGAAAAUAUUUACUUUGAGAAUAAUCUUUACAAUGUGCAGUAA